This is a messenger RNA of Coniophora puteana RWD-64-598 SS2, 609 nucleotides long. Its product is annotated as glycoside hydrolase family 45 protein. Bases 1 to 609 code for a protein of 202 amino acids. The transcript is spliced from 4 exons. Lineage: Eukaryota; Fungi; Basidiomycota; Agaricomycetes; Boletales; Coniophoraceae. The record is from RefSeq and is a predicted model, not a curated record.
AUGUCUCUUAAGCACCUCGCAGUCUCCACUUUCCUCUUCGCUCUCGCCGGCGCGAGCGCCAUCGACAAACGCGCUGAUGGAGGGUAUAUCCAGAACGCCUCGGGUUCUGCUUCCUUCACUCAGUACUCUGGCUGUGGCUCGCCAGCGUGCGGUAUCCCCGCCUCCGGGUUCACCGCCGCUAUGUCGCAGCUCGCCUUUGGCUCUGCCUCCGGCUUGGGUGCCGGCGACGCGUGUGGUCGCUGCUUCGCGGUGACCGGCAGCGCGGACCCCUACUCGCCCGGCUUCACUGGUCCGUUCAGCACGGUCGUCGUCAAGAUCACGGACUUGUGCCCCGCACAAGGUAAUGAGGAGUGGUGCGGGCAAUCACAAAGCAGUCCGACGAACCAGCACGGCGCGUCCGUUCACUUUGACCUUUGCGAGGAUUCCGGCGCCGCUGGCGCCUUCUUCCCGUCUGGCCAUGGCGCUCUCACUGGAUCCUACCAAGAAGUUCCAUGCAGCCAGUGGUCUGGUAGCGACGGUAACCCUCUCUGGACCGGUGCGUGCCUCUCCGGAGAGAACGCAUCCAUCUGGCCUUCGACGGGCUGUGGCAACAAGGGAACUGCCCCUUGA